UCCCGUUUAGAGCAUGCGCACUGCAUCCCUCCAGCUCAGACAUACGCGUGUGUGAGCUUCACACUUUGGAAAAAGUCUGUUUUGAAGACAGAACUUGUACAAAUAUCAGCUGUAUUUUUACCACUAUGGGAGGACAAGCAAAGGGCAAAAAGAAAACCAAGCCGAAGAGGAAAGACACUCGCCCAAACACAGAUGCAGGAUUUGUUGGAUUGUCGCCUCAAGAAAGGAUGAAACUAAGAGUGCACGAAAAAGCCAAAAAGAAGACAGCUGAGAAGUACUCUGUUCUACAGCUACUAGAAAAGACAGAAGAAUGCAUGGACAGUUUUGACUUUGAGAUGGCUGGCCUUUUCUGUCAACGAGCCCUGGAUGUGGAGUCCACCAACCUGCAAGCUCUAGACAUGCAGGGACACAUCUGCUCUGAACUAGGGGACACACAGAAAGCUAAGGGAGCUUUUCUGCAUGCAGUGGAGCUGAGCCCAGAUGAAGGCCACAGUAAGUACUUGUACCUGGGUCAAAUCCACACAGGCCAGGAGGCAGUGAACUACUACACUAAAGGAAUACAAGUCCUGCUGUCUACAUUGGACAAACGAGCACAGACCACACAGGCUCAGGCCGGAGCUGCUGCCCAACCAGAUGAGGACACUGAGCUGCCCACAGCGAAGGAUGUUUGUGUAGCCUACUGCUCCAUGGCUGAGAUUUACCUCACAGACCUCUGCAUGGAAGAGGGAGCUGCAGACAAGUGCAAGGAGUUCAUUGAGCGUGGAUUACAGUAUCACCAUGACAACCCUGAGGCUCUACAGCUCAUGGCAAGUUACCUGUUCAGUACAGAGAGAAACCAGGAAGGCAAAGAAUACCUGUUGAAGAGUGUUGGAGUGUGGCUACCUGCCCAAAAACAAAGUGCAGCUUCUUUCAGCACAGAGGAAGACAUGCAGGAUGAGAUCCCCCCAUACGAGUCUCGCGUCACCACUGCCAAACUGCUCAUUGAGUCGGAGGAAUUCGAGAUGGCGGUAGAUGUGCUGGAGGGUCUUCUGGACGAGGAUGAUGAAGUAGUCCAGGUGUGGUACCUCUCCGGCUGGGUGUGCUACCUCCAGCUGGAAAAAGCAAAGGAGCAGCAAGAAAGAGAGGGGAGAGAAGUGACAGAGGAGGAGACGGAGGAGUGGAAUGCAUUGAAGGAGGCGGCCAGAUCGUACCUGACCAACGCUACGAAGCUGUACAGUAAGUUGGGAUGUGAUGACCAGCCGAUGUUGGAGCACGUGGAGCAGCUGUUAGGCGAUCUGGGAGGAGCUCUGGAGGGAGACGAGGGAGACCAAGUCUUGGAUGAAGAUUAUGAACCUUGUAGCGAUGACGAGGAGGACAAUGCAGAGGCCCCCAUGGACCACUAACGAUUCCCUUUUCCCCAUCAUGCUUUCCUCUAGUUAAAAUGUUCUAGUGCACUCUCUAAAGUGCCUUUUGUACCGACUGUCCUUUCACACCAGUUUGUCAGAGAUGAAAUUUGAAAUCAAGGGUGAUGCACAAAAGAGCGGCAUUAAAAGCAGCAGUCUACUCAAUUUC
Cyclopterus lumpus (lumpfish) is the source of this 1551-nucleotide messenger RNA. RefSeq names its product probable assembly chaperone of rpl4. The transcript has 11 exons. Bases 126 to 1382 code for a protein of 418 amino acids. Lineage: Eukaryota; Metazoa; Chordata; Actinopteri; Perciformes; Cyclopteridae. The record is from RefSeq and is a predicted model, not a curated record. Gene Ontology annotation, molecular function: protein binding. Gene Ontology annotation, biological process: cell division.